Molecule: messenger RNA, 3042 nt
Organism: Nerophis ophidion (straightnose pipefish)
Lineage: Eukaryota; Metazoa; Chordata; Actinopteri; Syngnathiformes; Syngnathidae
Gene: acvr2ba
Product: activin A receptor type 2Ba
Exons: 11
Coding region: 463-2016 (517 amino acids)
Biological process (GO): activin receptor signaling pathway; cellular response to growth factor stimulus; protein phosphorylation
Cellular component (GO): activin receptor complex; plasma membrane
Molecular function (GO): activin receptor activity; ATP binding; activin binding
Source: RefSeq, a predicted model, not a curated record
UUCCCCCCUUUGUGUUUACACAUCCGGGUCUCUUCGCCGAGCAGCCCGCUCCCCAUUUAGACUGACGCCAUUUUGGACACACAUCACCAACAUGCAUGUAAACCCCCAGCGACCUCUCGACGCGGCGCCGCCGAAAACAACAACGCCCGCCUCGGUCCUCUGAGACGCUCCUUUCGCCUUCUUCUUCUUUUUUUUUGUUUAACUAUCGCUAUGCGGCUUCUUUAAAAAAACAAAACAAAAAACAAAGAACGAGCCGCUCGUCUACCUGCCCGCAUCUUCUCCCUUCGCACCCCGGCUUGUGGUUGUGGCGGCGGCCGAGCCACGCUGCUCGGUGCUGGCUGGCGCUGGAGGGGACGCCGGUGAGGCCUGCGGUCGGUUUGAUCUCCGGACUGAUGGUCUGGACGGGGUUGGCUUGUUAAUGAACCAGGCGGAGGACCUCCGGGCUGUGUUUGAAAACGGAACAUGUCUUUCUCCUGGCUGACUUGUUCACUUCUUCUGGGAACUUUAUGCGCAGGGUACAGUCUGGGUGAGGCCGAGACCCGGGAGUGCGUGUUCUACAAUGACAACUGGCGCGCGGAGAAGACCAACCAGAGCGGCUUCGAGCGCUGCGACGACAAGGACAAGGACAAAGACAAGCGGCUGCACUGCUACGCAUCCUGGCUCAACUCUUCAGGGACUAUCAAGCUGGUGAAGAAAGGCUGCUGGCUGGACGACUUUAACUGCUAUGACAGGCAAGAGUGCGUCUCCAUGGACGAGAACCCUCAGGUGUUCUUCUGCUGCUGCGAGGGAAACUACUGCAAUGAGCGCUUCACCCACCUCCCUGACAUGAUUGGCAGUGGCAACAGAGUCAAAAUCCGGCCUCCACCCAGAGUGCCGUCUAUGCUCAACGUGCUGGUCUACUCCAUGCUACCUCUCUGCGUGCUCUCCCUGGCAAUCAUCCUGGCCUUGUGGAUGUACCGCCACCGCAAGCCCCCCUACGGCCACGUGGACCUAAGUGAGGACCCUGGACCCACUCCUCCAUCUCCUCUGGUGGGUCUGAAACCCCUGCAGCUGCUGGAAAUCAAAGCCAGGGGGCGCUUUGGUUGCGUUUGGAAAGCCCAGCUCAUGAGCGAACAUGUCGCCGUCAAGAUCUUCCCGGUUCAGGAUAAGCAGUCGUGGCAAAACGAGCGGGACAUCUUCCUGACUGCGGGCAUGCGGCACGAGAACAUCCUGCGCUACAUCGCCGCAGAGAAGCACGGAAGCAACCUGGAGACGGAGCUGUGGCUCAUCACGGAGUUUCACGAAAGAGGGUCAUUGACCGAUCACCUGAAGGGCAGCACUGUGACGUGGGGCGAGCUGUGCCUCAUCGCCGAGACCAUGUCCCGCGGCUUGGCCUACCUCCAUGAGGACAUUCCGAGUUACAAAGGGGAAGCGCCAAAACCCACCAUUGCCCACAGGGAUUUCAAGAGUAAGAAUGUGAUGGUCCGAGACGACCUGGUUGCAGUCAUCGGAGACUUUGGGCUGGCCGUCCGCUUUGAACCAGGGAAACCUCCAGGAGAUACACACGGCCAGGUGGGCACGCGGCGCUACAUGGCUCCAGAGGUGCUAGAGGGAGCCAUCAACUUCCAGCGUGACUCCUUCUUGAGGAUCGACAUGUACGCCAUGGGCUUAGUGCUGUGGGAGCUGGUGUCCCGCUGCAGCGAGAUGGACGGUACCACCGGUGAGUACAUGCUGCCGUUUGAGGACGAAAUUGGUCAGCAUCCAUCCCUGGAGGACCUGCAGGAUGUGGUUGUGCACAAGAAAAUGCGUCCAGUCAUCAAGGACUGCUGGCUCAAACAUCCUGGUCUGAGCCAGCUGUGCGAGACCAUCGAGGAAUGCUGGGACCACGACGCAGAGGCCCGCCUGUCUGCCGGCUGCGUAGAGGAGCGUAUCGGCCAGAUCGCCAGGACCACCGGCGGCACUACCUCAGACGGCCCCGUCUCCAUGGUGACGCCUCUCACCAACGAGGACCUACCUCCCAAAGAGUCCAGUACCUGAAACAGGGGGCGGUGGCGACCAUCUUUGGCCCCCUCAGCUCCUAACUUUUUGACGUUUUUUUUUUUUUGGUCAAACCCAAACUCAGUGGAUCUCCGUGAAUAUUUAAUAAUAACAGAAGAAGAAGAAGAAAACGAGCAAUUUUUUGAAUGCAGCUGCUAUUUUAUCACCAUACCGGUAUUGUUUUUUUCUCUUUUACGUCUUACUACCAUAUCCUUCUGCUGUAGUUGGGGAGUAGUGUAAGCUAUGCGACGUGAAACACUACAUGUCGUCAUUACCUCAUCCAUUUAUUUGUGUCGGUCUACUUUUUCCUUUAAUUACCUCAUGACUUUUUUUUUUUUUUCUUUCUUUAACGUCCUCCCCGUGUAGUCACAAGCAGCCAAAUGAAACUAAACUUCAGGUCCAAACCUCGGGAGGAUGCGCUGCACAACUGGGAGGAAGCUUUGGUUUUUUUUGUUUUUGUUUUUUGAGACUGUUAAGACGAAAUAUAUUCAUCUUCCUCAGGGGUCGAAGCUUCUAGGAUUUUUAAACUCUUUGUGUGCUCCCUUAUUUGAAACCUGUGAAUGCCUCCCUCCCAACAGAAUAGACGACGUCUGAAAAGGACAACAAACAUUUAAAAUAACGGAGCACAGCGGUUUUUAUGGCGCUAAAAGGUGCUGAGCAGUGGUAUUAUUAUUCUAAUUAUUAUUAUUAUUAUUAUUAUUAUCAAAACAUUUGGACAUGUUGGGGACGCGUGUGGUGCUCCCUCGGGGAACUACCUCUCUCAGGUAUCCAAUAGGAGCUUUUUUUUCUCUAAGCUGUAAUGGACAUGUCCACAUGUCCUCUGAUAAGAUUUUUUUUUUUUUUUCUCAUGUUUUUGUUGUGUAGAGUUUCACAGUUACUCCUUUGCCAGUGUCUGGAGUUGCAAUGUUACACAUUCUUCAUUUUUAACUGUGUGUGUGUGUGUGUGAGUGUGAGAAAGAAUGUGUGUGUAUGUGUGACCAUUGAACGAAUGUACACUCGAGCCAGUAAUGAGUCAUUUACAUAGCA